GUGAGUGAGAGUGAUUAUAAAUAAGGAGAAUAGUAGUUGUAAGUUAUUUUAGAGGCGUGAUCUGUGAUUCUUUGCAGCCGAACAAAUAUAGGGUUUUGUUGCCGAUGGCGGAAAGCAGUGUUGAAAGAGGUAGGCGGCUGAAACGGAAACGGAAACGGAAACAUUUGUUGCAGGAAAGUAGUGUUGAAAGAGUUACCCAGCGGCUGAAACAGAAACAUGUUGUUAAAAGAGGAACACCGCUGAAAUCAGAUUUGACAUACAAGAAACUAAUCAGAUUCGUGGCUGAUAGAAAAAAACAAAUCAGGGCUAAAAUGGCGGCUAGGAGAAAAAAUCGAUUCGGAACGGUCGAGACUUGUGCAUAUGAAUAUGGUGUUAUUGACCCUCCAGCAAUAAUUGUUAAUGGUGUUUAUAACCCUCCAACAUUUUUUACACCACUUGGUGGUAUCUAUCCCCUUGACAUAGACGGAAGAGAUAGCGGUCGUCUAACUGGAUAUUGUAUAACUGCUUUGAAAGCAUUCAACAAACACAAUCAUCAGGAUCCAAAAUUUGAUUUUGAUGGCCUCGUCAGGGCAAACUGUUUGCUUCCUGGAUAUUUUUAUAUUACCUUUAAGGCAAAAAAACAAGAUGAUGCUUCCCCAACAAUUUUCCAGGCCAGUGUUAAGAAGAACUUUAACGGUUCCAUUAAGGUCCGCUCUUGUGCCAUCCAAAAAUCUCGUGCCAUCAAAAAAGACUAACCAGAUGAUGAUUUGUUCAGGUCUUCUGAAGCUCAGAAUGGUGGACAAUCGAAAAGAAUGUUAUCGGUCAAAUUCCUCCAUUUAUUUCCAACCAAAACUAUUGAUAUGUGCUCAUCAAACCAAAACUACUGAUAUGCGUUUUAUUGUCUUUUGUUCUUUUGGGCUUAGGUGGCCACAUUCUGUAUCAAUGCUUCUGAACAUGCUGAGCAUUUGAGCAUUUGAGCAGAAACAAUGAAUAUUGACAAUUAGUUUUCAACAUCUACUAAGACGUUGUGUGCUAUGCUCUAUGCUUGCGUAGUACAACUAUAGUAUUUCAGUUUCUUUUAUUUUUAUAUGAAUAUGCUUUCGUGGUAC
Messenger RNA from Vicia villosa (hairy vetch), 1088 nucleotides. RefSeq lists its product as uncharacterized. Bases 105 to 734 code for a protein of 209 amino acids. The transcript is spliced from 4 exons. The record is from RefSeq and is a predicted model, not a curated record. NCBI's taxonomy places the organism in Eukaryota, Viridiplantae, Streptophyta, Magnoliopsida, Fabales, Fabaceae.